CCUCGCAGUGUCUCCCUUGACCUCGUGGGGUUGGGGUCUCUCCGUCCUGUUUGACAGCUGCCAUGUCCACGCAGAGACUUCGGAACGAGGACUACCAUGACUACAGCUCCACUGACGUGAGCCCCGAGGAGAGCCCCUCCGAAGGCCUCAGCAACCCCUCCUCCCCGGGCUCCUACCAGCGCUUUGGGGAAAGCAACAGCACAACAUGGUUCCAGACCUUGAUCCACCUGUUAAAAGGCAACAUUGGCACAGGGCUCCUGGGGCUGCCCCUGGCAGUGAAAAAUGCAGGCAUCUUGAUGGGCCCCCUCAGCCUGCUGGUGAUUGGCAUCGUGGCUGUGCAUUGCAUGGGCAUCCUGGUGAAAUGCGCUCACCACUUCUGCCACAGACUGAACAAAUCCUUUGUGGACUAUGGGGACACUGUGAUGUAUGGGCUAGAAUCCAGCCCCUGCUCCUGUCUCCGGAACCAUGCACACUGGGGAAGGCACAUCGUGGACUUCUUCCUGAUUGUCACUCAGCUGGGAUUCUGCUGUGUCUAUUUUGUGUUUCUGGCUGACAACUUCAAACAGGUGAUAGAAGCGGCCAAUGGGACCACCAACAACUGCCACAGCAACGAGACGGUGAUUGCGAACCCCACCAUGGACUCACGACUCUACAUGCUCUCCUUCCUGCCCUUCCUGGUGCUGCUGGUCUUCGUCAGGAACCUCCGAGCCCUGUCCAUCUUCUCCCUGUUGGCCAACAUCAGCAUGUUGGUCAGCCUGGUCAUGAUCUUCCAGUUCAUUGUGCAGGUUCUGCCUCUUGAAAACAAAAUGAAGGAUCCCCAGAAAUUUCCGCUCAUCCUGUACGUGGGAAUGGUCAUCGUCACUGCCCUCUACAUCAGCCUGGGGUGCCUGGGGUACCUGCAAUUUGGAUCUAGUAUCAAAGGCAGCGUAACCCUCAACCUGCCCAACUGCUGGUUGUACCAGUCGGUUAAGCUGCUGUACUCCAUCGGGAUCUUUUUCACCUACGCGCUCCAGUUCUACGUCCCGGCUGAGAUCAUCAUCCCCUUCUUUGUGUCCCGGGUGCCUGAGCACUGUGAAUUAGUGGUAGACCUGUUCGUGCGCACUGUGCUGGUCUGCCUGACGUGCAUCUUGGCCAUCCUCGUCCCCCGUUUGGACCUGGUCAUCUCCCUGGUGGGCUCCGUGAGCAGCAGCGCCCUGGCCCUCAUCAUCCCGCCCCUCCUGGAGAUCACCACCUACUACUCAGAGGGCAUGAGCCCCCUCACCAUCGCCAAGGACGCCCUGAUCAGCAUCCUGGGCUUCGUGGGCUUCGUGGUGGGGACCUACCAGGCCCUCAAUGAGCUCAUCCAGCCAAGCAAUGCUCCCAUUCUCGUCAAUUCCACUCGUGCCUUUGUGUAGUGAUCUGGGUGCACCUGUCCACCCCAACCCUCAUGUGUCCCCCAGGAUCUGUCCCCGGAACCUCAGGUAUGGUCUAGGCUC
Messenger RNA from Propithecus coquereli (Coquerel's sifaka), 1475 nucleotides. RefSeq names its product solute carrier family 36 (proton/amino acid symporter), member 1 (gene SLC36A1). Gene Ontology annotation, biological process: L-alanine transport; glycine transport; proline transmembrane transport. Gene Ontology annotation, molecular function: amino acid:proton symporter activity; L-proline transmembrane transporter activity; L-alanine transmembrane transporter activity. The coding region runs from base 63 to 1394 and encodes 443 amino acids. The transcript is spliced from 10 exons. The record is from RefSeq and is a predicted model, not a curated record. Gene Ontology annotation, cellular component: vacuolar membrane. Lineage: Eukaryota; Metazoa; Chordata; Mammalia; Primates; Indriidae.